This is a messenger RNA of Clupea harengus (Atlantic herring), 696 nucleotides long. RefSeq names its product small nuclear ribonucleoprotein D2 polypeptide (gene snrpd2). The record is from RefSeq and is a predicted model, not a curated record. Gene Ontology annotation, cellular component: small nuclear ribonucleoprotein complex. Gene Ontology annotation, molecular function: RNA binding. NCBI's taxonomy places the organism in Eukaryota, Metazoa, Chordata, Actinopteri, Clupeiformes, Clupeidae. Gene Ontology annotation, biological process: RNA splicing.
UGUUAACCCGGAAGUAUACAUUUGCACACGGUCUGCGUUGAAUGAACGUGAAGGAGUACAAUUAACUGAAAUACUUCAGCCGCUAACGCUAAGAAAGCACCGUGAAACUUUGUUAUUUUCAAAUUACUGAAGAGAGUAACGACAAAAUGAGUCUUCUAAACAAGCCCAAGUCGGAGAUGACUCCGGAGGAGCUCCAGAAACGUGAGGAGGAGGAAUUCAACACUGGGCCCCUGUCUGUGCUUACACAGUCAGUGAAGAACAACACUCAGGUCCUUAUUAAUUGUAGAAACAACAAGAAGCUUCUUGGGCGAGUCAAGGCAUUUGACAGGCAUUGUAACAUGGUUCUGGAAAAUGUGAAGGAGAUGUGGACAGAGGUACCAAAGAGUGGGAAGGGCAAGAAAAAGUCAAAGCCUGUGAAUAAGGAUCGUUAUAUCUCCAAAAUGUUCCUGAGAGGUGAUUCUGUCAUCGUUGUGCUGAGGAAUCCUCUCAUCACAGGCAAAUAGACUGUCAGAGCAACAUGCCAAUUUUGGCCGUAUGAGUGCAAGUCUUGGUCUGGACAGCGGCACCAACCAGCUGUUCUAGAGAAUCAUUGUAUCUGUUGAUGUAUUUGAUUGGGAUUGGGGUUUUUGUUCUUAUUGAUUUACUUUAGAAGCAACUUUAGUUUACUACUUUUAUAAAAUAAACAUUGUGACCAUA